AACAUCUGGUUCGUGCGCGUCACAUCCGGAUUUUUUAGUUUAGAUCCGGAUUUUGGCGAUGAACGCAUCAAGCCUCAGCCAAUCAGGAGCAUUCGCGCCAUUUAUAUAGUUAUUUACUGAACGUGAAUAUGUCUGCUAAGAAUAAUGUUGUUAAUUUGUUCAAAUUACACGGUCUUGCAGUGCGCAGUGAUGGAGCCAAGUACCUGUGUGACCUACUUAAUCCACUGCCCAAACAUGAACAUGAUAAGUGGAUUGAGAAGGUUAUAGAAGCUGUUCAAAAACUUCCAAUAAGUUCAACAUUAAUAUCUAAGGAAGACAUCCACAAAGCUGCCCAGGAAGUUGGCACUUCUGAAAAUGAUGAUAUUGAAAACCUUUUGCAAAUUGUGGAUAUCUACAAAGUUCCCAAAUUAAUUUACAAUACAGAGAGGAAGAAAUUUGUGCUAGCACCAGCAAGAGCCCGGGACUUACAUGGAGAUCCAUCAGAUAAGGCUGGGAUUUUUCGGGACAGAUACAGCAUAGUUUAUCAGAGAACGUGUAAUCAUGAUCUGUUUCGUCAGCCAGUUGUUGGAAACACUGAUGAGGAUAGCAAGAAAUUUGGCCUUGUGAAGGUCGAGUAUCUGUUGGGAUCAAGCUCCCGCUUGGAAGGUGUGGUAGCAUUAGGUCUAUUAACACAACUGAUUGAGGGUCAACACCAUCUUGAAGAUGACACAGGGGCUGUUCAUCUUGAUCUUACCAAUGCUAAAUUCCACCCAGGUUUAUUUACACACAAUUGCUUUAUCUUGGUGGAAGGAUGGUAUGAAGAUGGAAUGCUACAUGCCAGUGCUAUUGGGCUGCCACCUCCUGAGGCUUCCAGCUCAACAAGGGCACUGAUGGGGAACAUCAAUUAUUUUGGUGGUCAAGGAAGCGUAUGCUCGAAAAAUGUUAUAAAACUCCAGCAAGCCGAGCAGGAGAAUAAGGAUGCUAUGUUCGUUAUAUUGUCGGAUGUCUGGUUAGAUAAAAUUAAGGUUACAGAAAAGUUGCGGACACUUUUUACUGGUUAUGCUCAGUUCCCGCCAGUGGCUUUCAUCUUCUGUGGUAAUUUCUUAUCAGUCUGCCAUGGAGCUGAGCAGGCACCUGAGUUACGUCAAGCACUGACAUCACUGGGAACCCUCAUUGCAGGGUUCCCUGAACUCAUGGCUCACUCCAAGUUUAUCUUUGUACCAGGACCCAGUGAUCCUGGACCAGGCAGCAUCUUUCCCAGACCUCCACUGCCAAAGUAUGUAACUGAAGAAAUAAAGAAAACAGUGCCAAGUGCCAUCUUUGUUUGCAACCCGUGUCGUCUGCUUUACUGUACCCAAGAAAUUGUUAUCUUUCGGGAAAAUAUUGUAGCCAAGAUGUGUCGGAACUGUGUUUAUUUUCCCACCAAUUCUGAGGACAUUCCAGCUCAUUUUGCAAAGACACUAUUGAGUCAGAGUCAUCUGGCAGCACUGCCUCUUCAUGUUUUGCCCGUGUACUGGGGACUUGACCACUGCCUCUCCCUCUACCCAACACCAGACGUAAUUAUCACUGCUGACAAAGGAGAUGCAUUCGCCACAACAUACAACCACUGUGUGAUCAUGAAUCCGGGCUCAUUCUCCAAGACAGACUUCAGUUUUAAAGUUUACUUUCCUGCAACGAGACAAGUUGAAGACAGUCAAAUUGGAGAUGAGGACAUUUAGCAUUUUUUUAACACAUCCUAAACAUGUUCAAUCAGAUAAAAAUAUGUGAAGAAUUUCCAGUUGAAGAGGACUUGGAAAGCAAGGCCUGGAGAUACCUCACCUGGACAGCUAUUGGAUUAGGGUUGGCAGCUACUGCAUCAUUUUUCACUUCUCAUU
Messenger RNA from Cherax quadricarinatus, 1853 nucleotides. It is a transcript of the gene PolE2, whose product is annotated as DNA polymerase epsilon subunit 2. The record is from RefSeq and is a predicted model, not a curated record. NCBI's taxonomy places the organism in Eukaryota, Metazoa, Arthropoda, Malacostraca, Decapoda, Parastacidae. Gene Ontology annotation, biological process: DNA-templated DNA replication; error-prone translesion synthesis. Gene Ontology annotation, molecular function: DNA binding. Gene Ontology annotation, cellular component: epsilon DNA polymerase complex.